Molecule: messenger RNA, 3382 nt
Organism: Passer domesticus (house sparrow)
Lineage: Eukaryota; Metazoa; Chordata; Aves; Passeriformes; Passeridae
Product: synaptophysin-like protein 1
Exons: 4
Coding region: 641-973 (110 amino acids)
Cellular component (GO): synaptic vesicle; synaptic vesicle membrane
Source: RefSeq, a predicted model, not a curated record
GGAUUUACCUGUACAGGUGAGCUCGGGUGGGGUUACCUGUACAGGUGAGCUCAGGUGGGAUUUACCUGUACAGGUGAGCUCAGGUGGGGUUACCUGUACAGGUGAGCUCAGGUGAGGUUCAUUUCCUUUUUUGGGCUUCCCCCCUUCGAAUUUAAUGGAAUUUUGAUGGAAUUUGGGGAAAAUUGAGAGAAUUUUGAUGAAAUUUGCAGAAUUUAAAGGGAAUUUUUAGGAAUUUUAAUGGAAUUUUGGGGAAUUUUGAUGGAAUUUAGAUGAAUUUUGAGGGAAGUCGGGAAAUUUUAAAGGAAUUUUGGAUAUUUUUAGUGGAGUUUUGGGGAAAUUUUGAUGGAAUUUUCCGGAAUUUUGAUGGAAUUUCCAGGAAUUUUAAUGGAAUUUUUAGGAGUUUUGACAGAAUUUUCGGGAAUUUUGAUGGAAUUUUUAGGAAUUUUGAGAGGAUUUUUACGAAUUUCAAUGGAAUUUUCAGGAAUUUCGAUGGAAUUUUUAGGAAUUCAGGAGGAUUUGGAGCAGAAUUCCCGAAUUUUGGUGCAGAUUUUGCUGUUCCCGGGGAGAUUUUGGGGUUCUGGGCUGGAAUUUGGGGAUUCCCGAUGGAAUUUUGGGGAAUUUCGGGGGGGGUUAACCCUUUAUGCUCCAUCUCUCUCUCUCUGCUGCCUCUGAAGGACCCCAGGACCUGGCCGUCUCCGCUCUCCUGGCCGUGCUCUGGCUCGUGGCCUCCUCGGCCUGGGCCCAGGCCCUGCGGCACGUGCGGGCGGCGCUGGGCGCGCCCCUCCCCCACUGCCCCUCCCCCACUGUGGGCUGCGCCCCCGUCGGGGUCACCCCCAUGGGCAGCCUGGGGGCCUCCGUGGCCUUCGGGUUCCUCAACCUCCUGCUCUGGGCCAGCGGCUCCUGGUUCGUCUACAAGGAGACGCCCCUGCACCGCCCAGCCCCGCCCCCCGACCCCGCCCCCUCCCCCAUGUGACCCCGCCCCUCCCCCUCACUUCUGUAGCGGUGCCGGAUUUGGGGGCGGGGCUGAGGAUGGGGGGGCGUGGCCAGGCGUUGGGGGAGGGGCUUUGUGCACUGAGAUGGUGGGGUGGGGUGGGGGAGGGGCGGGGGGGUUGACGUUGACCUUGGGGAGCCUCGGUGGGUGACCUUGGGUUGACCUUUGGGUGACCUCAGCUGGCCUUGGGUUGGGCUUGACCUUGGGUUGGGCUUGGUUUUGUUAAUGGUUAAUUGGUGGUUAAUUGGGCUGACCGUUGGGUUGGUUUUGGGCUGACCACUGGGGUGGUCUUGAGAUGACCACUGGCAUGGUCUUGAGCUGACCGUUGGGUUCAUCUUGAGCUGACCGUUGGGUUGGUCUUGAGGUGACUGUUAGCUUGGUUUUGAGCUGACCGUUGGGUUGAUCUUGAGGUGACCGUUGGGUUCAUCUUGAGGUGACCAUUGGGUUGGUCUUGAGGUGACCGUUGGGUUGAUCUUGAGCUGACCGUUGGGUUCAUCUUGAGCUGACCGUUGGGUUGGUCUUGAGGUGACCGUUGGGUUGAUCUUGAGGUGACCGUUGGGUUGGUCUUGAGGUGACCGUUGGGUUGAUCUUGAGGUGACCGUUGGGUUGAUCUUGAGGUGACCACUGGGUUGAUCUUGAGGUGACCGUUGGGUUGGUCUUGAGGUGACCGUUAGCUUGGUUUUGAGCUGACCACUGGGUUGGUCUUGAGCUGACCAUUGGGUUGGGGUUGAGCUGACCAUUGGGGUGGUCUUGGGCUGACCAUUGGGUUGGGGUUGAGCUGACCACUGAGGUGGUUUUGAUCUUGAGCUGACUGUUGGGUUGGUCUUGAGCUGACCGUUGGGGUGGUCUUGGUCUUGAGCUGACCGUUAGCUUGGUUUUGAGCUGACCAUUGGGUUGGUCUUGAGCUGACCACUGGGGUGGUCUUGAGCUGAUCAUUGGGGUGGUUUUGAGCUGACCGUUGGGUUGGUCUUGAUGUUGAGCUGACCAUUGGGGUGGUCUUGAGCUGACCACUGGGUUGGUCUUGAGGUGACCGUUGGGUUGGUCGUGAGCUGACAGUUGGGUUGGUCUUGAUCUUGAGCUGACCGUUGGGUUGGUCUUGAGCUGACCACUGAGGUGGUUUUGAUCUUGAGCUGACCGUUGGGUUGGUUUUGAUCUUGAGCUGACCGUUGGGUUGGUUUUGAUCUUGAGCUGACCGUUGGGUUGGUUUUAAGCUGACCGUUGGGUUGGUUUUGACUUUGACCAUCGAUUGUCCGGUCUUGACUCGCGUUGGUCAUUGGGUUGGUUUGGACAUCACUGACCGUCGGUUGGGUUGUCCGAGGGUUGGGUUGAGUCGGCCUUAAGUUGAGUUUGGCUUUGAAUUGGAUGGAGUUGACGUUGGGUUGGGUUGGAUUGACCUUGGCUGAUCUUCAGUUGGGUGGACCUUGGCUUGGAUUGGGUUGAGUUGACCUUUAGCUUCAGUUGGGUUCGGUUGGGUUGACCUUGGUUGACCUUGGGUUGGGUUGGGUUGACCUAGGCUUGAGUUGGGUUGGGUUGGGUUGGGUUGGGUGGACCUUGAGUUGAGUUUGGUUGACCUUUGGUUAGGUUGGACUGACGUUGGGUUGGGUUGGGUUUGUUUGACCUUGGGUUGGGUUGAUUGGGUUGGGUUGACCUUGGGUUGGGUUGGGUUGACUUUGGGUUGGGUUGGGUUUGGGUUGAUUGACUUGGGUUGGAUUUGGUUGACUUGGUUGGGUUGGAUUGACCUUGGGUUGGAUUGAGUUGGCGUUGGGUUGGGUUGACUUUGAGUUGGGUUGGGUUGGGUUGAUUGACCUUGGGUUGGGUUGAUGUUGGGUUGGGUUGACCUUGGUUGACCUUUGGUUGGGUUUAGUUGACUUGUGUUGGGUUGGGUUGGUUUGGGGUGACUUCAGUUGACCUUUGGUUGGGUUGAUUGACAUUGGGUUGGGUUGGUUGGGUUGAUGUUGGGUUGGGUUGACUUUGAGUUGGGUUUGGUUUGAUUGAUUGACCUUGGGUUGGGUCAAUUUUGGGUUGGGUUGACCUUGGUUGACCUUUGGUUGGGUUGAUUGACAUUGGGUUGGGUUGGUUGGGUUGACUUCAGUUGACCUUUGGUUGGGUUGACCUUGGUUGACCUUGGGUUGGGUUGGUUGGGUUGAUGUUGGGUUGGGUUGACUUUGAGUUGGGUUUGGUUAGAUUGAUUGACCUUGGGUUGGGUUGAUGUUGGGUUGGGUUGACCUUGGCUGACCUUUGCUUGACCCCGCUCGGGUUCGCGGCCCCUGAUUGGCCCCACCCCCUCUUCCCUUCUCCCAUUGGCUCCUCCCCCGUGUGGGCGUGGCCAAACACUCCGGGAUCCCCUCCCCCCGCUGUGCAAGUGCCUCAAUAAACGGAAUUCUGGGAAAA